Pseudopipra pipra is the source of this 1380-nucleotide messenger RNA. RefSeq names its product defective in cullin neddylation 1 domain containing 3 (gene DCUN1D3). Gene Ontology annotation, biological process: protein neddylation. The transcript has 5 exons. Gene Ontology annotation, molecular function: ubiquitin-like protein binding; ubiquitin conjugating enzyme binding; cullin family protein binding. Gene Ontology annotation, cellular component: ubiquitin ligase complex. The record is from RefSeq and is a predicted model, not a curated record. The coding region runs from base 396 to 1304 and encodes 302 amino acids. NCBI's taxonomy places the organism in Eukaryota, Metazoa, Chordata, Aves, Passeriformes, Pipridae.
CGUCACGUGUCGUGACGUCACGGCGCGUCCGCCAGCUGAGCGCUCGCCCGGAAGUGAUGCGGCGGAGGCAGAGCCGGCCGGAGCCGCCGAGCAUUACAUGUGGAACCCAGGGAGCCUGAAGGAAGCUGUGAAGCUAAUGGAAUGAUUCCCUGUGUAGCUGAAACUACGAGUAGGAUUGUGCUCUGAAAAUCUCGUCAGGGAAGAGGAAGGAAGAACUUACUGCAGGGAAGAGCAGUGCUGGCAGUGCCCAGGCAGGAACUGUUCAGGUGCAGCGCUGGGCUCCUGGUAAGGCAAGUUAGCUGAGUGCUGCUAAUGGCAUGGUGAGAUGUGUUGAAGAGCAGCUGCGAGGGUGUCCAAGGGCAGGGGGACUGCGCUAGGAGCUGGUGUGCAACAUCAUGGGCCAGUGCGUCACCAAGUGCAAGAAUCCUUCUUCCACCCUGGGCAGCAAAAAUGGGGAAAGGGAAUCCGGCAGCAAGUCCCACAAGAGAAGUGCAGUCCACAAAGAUGACCAUGGCUCAGCUUGUGGGAAGGCUUCAGGAGACAUCCUUGUGAAUGGGACAAAGAAAACGGACACUGCUUUAGAGUCCAGUCAGCCCCCAACGUUUUCUGGAGAUACAAAGAAAGACUCUGUUUGCAGCGCAGAAGAAUCUUCGCUUCAAAGGAUCGGGGAGUUGUUCAGGAGGUACAAGGAUGAACGGGAAGAUGCCAUACUGGAAGAAGGGAUGGAACGAUUUUGCAAUGACCUCUGUGUUGAUCCCACUGAAUUUAAAGUACUAGUUUUGGCUUGGAAAUUCCAGGCUGCUACCAUGUGCAAAUUUACAAGGAAGGAGUUUUUUGAAGGCUGCAAAGCAAUAAAUGCAGACAGCAUUGAUGGCAUUUGUGCAAGGUUCCCCAGCCUCCUAAACGAAGCCAAGCAGGAAGAUAAAUUCAAGGAUCUCUACCGUUUCACCUUCCAGUUUGGCCUGGACUCUGAAGAAGGACAGAGGUCGCUACAUCGGGAAAUAGCCAUUGCCCUUUGGAAAUUAGUCUUCACCCAAAACAAGCCCCCUAUUUUGGACCAGUGGUUACACUUCCUCAUCAAGAACCCCUCAGGAAUCAAGGGAAUCUCCCGGGACACGUGGAACAUGUUUCUAAAUUUUACUCAGGUGAUUGGACCGGACCUUAGCAAUUACAGCGAGGACGAGGCCUGGCCGAGUCUCUUCGAUACCUUUGUGGAGUGGGAAAUGGAGCGAAGGAAAAAGGAAGAGGAAACCAAAUGUGUUACAUCUUUGGACACAGAGGGCCUGUGUGAGGAACAGACUUAGCGGUGUCCAAGCAGCAGUGACGAAAGCAACUUGUUGCCCUUCACAAAAUGUAAACUCUGGAUGUUUCUGGAAAUUA